ACAAACCUUGAAAACAUUAUAACAACAGAAAGAAGCCAGACACAAAAGGCCACAUAUGAUAUGAUGCCAUUUCUGUGACGUGUCCAGAAGAGGCAAAUCUGUAGAGAAGGAAAGCAGAUGAGUGGUUACGAGGGGCUGGGCCAGGAGAGGGACUGCUGUGGGCAUGGGGUUACUUGUAGAGGAUGAAAACUUCUGGGAUUAAUAGUGCACCUCUGUAGCCAGAAGGAGAAGGUCCCAAGAUGACAGCCACCUCGCCUGCUCUUUCGUGCUGCCCUUCCAAGCACAGGUGACUCGAAGGUUGACAGGGGGAAGGCCUGACUUCUCCACCAGGUAAUCCAGACCUGCCCCCAGAUCCAGGCCAGAUGAGUAAUGCAGAGCAGUUUCCAGAGCGUGUAAGUAGCAUGGUCAAUGCAGGAGCGAUGAGUGGCUCUGGAAACCUGAUGGAUUUCCUUGACGAGCCGUUCCCUGAUGUGGGGACGUAUGAGGACUUCCACACCAUCGACUGGCUGAGGGAGAAGUCACGGGACACCGACAGACACAGAAAGAUAACCAGCAAAAGCAAGGAGUCCAUAUGGGAGUUCAUCAAGAGCUUGCUGGACGCCUGGUCGGGAUGGGCGGUGAUGCUGCUCAUUGGCCUGCUGGCAGGCACCCUGGCCGGGGUCAUCGAUCUCGCCGUCGACUGGAUGACAGACCUGAAGGAGGGCAUCUGCCUGUCCGCCUUCUGGUACAGCCACGAGCAGUGCUGCUGGGCUUCCAAUGAGACCACGUUUGAGGACAGGGACAGGUGUCCCCUGUGGCAGAAGUGGUCGGAGCUGCUGGUGAAACAGUCGGAGGGUGCCAGCGCUUACAUUUUGAAUUACCUAAUGUACAUCCUGUGGGCGUUGCUGUUUGCGUUUUUGGCCGUCUCCCUGGUACGAGUAUUUGCGCCAUACGCCUGUGGCUCUGGUAUACCUGAGGUGAGUGGAAGCUGA
Delphinapterus leucas (beluga whale) is the source of this 971-nucleotide messenger RNA. The record is from RefSeq and is a predicted model, not a curated record. NCBI's taxonomy places the organism in Eukaryota, Metazoa, Chordata, Mammalia, Artiodactyla, Monodontidae.